Amaranthus tricolor (Joseph's coat) is the source of this 2758-nucleotide messenger RNA. Its product is annotated as PWWP domain-containing protein 5-like. The record is from RefSeq and is a predicted model, not a curated record. Gene Ontology annotation, molecular function: nucleic acid binding. NCBI's taxonomy places the organism in Eukaryota, Viridiplantae, Streptophyta, Magnoliopsida, Caryophyllales, Amaranthaceae. The transcript has 2 exons. The coding region runs from base 107 to 2269 and encodes 720 amino acids.
AAGACCAAGUUAAUAGAAAUGGCAGGAUGGUCAUUCUAAUUGCUCUGUACUUCUUCACCACUCCAUCCUUCCCUAACCCAGCAAAACCCAUCUCAAGGUUGGAGACAUGCAAUCCGACGUUGUUCCUGAUGAUUUCCCUAACAACAAUGUCGUUAAUUCCGAAAUUAAUGAUACACAUGCUGUUUCAAUGAACGAAACCCUAGCUCAGGAUAAGGGUUUGGGUAGAGAGAAUGAAUCACAAGUUAUGCAGGUUGAUCAUGAUGGAGAGGGAAAUUCUGGGGUGGUUUCAGAGAUUUUGAGUGGUAAGAGAGAAGGAAAGGGUUCUGGGAAUGAUUUAGGAAUGGUAGUUGUUCAGGAGAAAUUCAAUUCUUCUGCACAAAAUUUAGUUCUAGAAUCUGUUAAUGAUGACAAAUAUGGUAAUGAAUCGAAAUCAGAGUCGGAGAAAGCUGCCAUUUUUAGUGCUUCUGAGGUUGAUCUUGAUGUCGAAAAUCGAGCUGUCGUGAGUGAUAAUGAUGGGAAAGAUGGUGAAAAGAGUAAAGGGUUUUACCCAUCUGAUUUAGUUUGGGGCAAAGUAAGGAGUCAUCCAUGGUGGCCGGGUCAGAUAUUUGAACCCGGGGAUGCAUCUGAUAAGGCUAGGAAAUAUUCUAAGUCAAAGGGUUAUUUAAUUGGUUACUUUGGGGAUCAAACUUUUGCUUGGAAUAGUGAGGCAAAGUUGAAAUCAUUUGCCCCAAAUUUCUCUCAAAUGGUUAAACAGACAAAUAUGGAAGCUUUUCAUCAUGCUGUUGGUUGUGUUUUGGAUGAGAUUUCGAGGCGAGUGGAGUUUGGCCUUUCGUGUCGAUGUAUUGUUGAUGAUGUUUAUAACAGGUUGAAAACUCAGGUUGUUGAAAAUACCGGAAUACGAGAAAAAUCGAGGAUUCGAGAGGGAGGGGAUCGGUUUUUUAGUGCAUCAUCGUUUGAGCCGUUGAAUUUUCUUGGUUAUGUUAAGGAUUUGGCACUAGGGUCUUGUACUAAUGUUGACAAGCUAGAACGGGUGGUUGCACGAGCUCAAACGUCUGCGUUUUAUAGGUGGAAGGGUAUUUAUCAUCUAGCUGAAUUUGGAUUGCUGAUGGGGUAUGUGAAUAAUGAGGCUGGAAUCAUGGUGGAAGAUGAUAACAGGGUGUUGAAAAGGAAGAAAACGUCUGGUGAUACAGGUCGUUCGACAGAAAAAGCUAAGAACUUGUCUGACUUGAUUGGUAAAUCUAGUGUAUCUAAGAAAAUCGAUGAAGAAACCAAAAAAAAUGCUAGGAGUAAGUCUGUCGCAUCGUCUAUCAGGAAACGAAAGAAGGUUGAUUUGCUUCCCGAUGACUCGAAAGUAAAGGAAACUAGCGCACAGAGAACAGAUACUUUACAAUCCAGAGCAACAAACCCGUCUUUUCGAGUUGGAGAAAGUAUUCUUAAAGUUGCUGGUCGGCUUAACCAACGAUCGCCUUUACUAAAACUUGACGGGUCAUCUAAAGGGAAACCCAUGAAUGAUGAAGGUAACAGCAAGCUAUAUGAUAAACACAAUCCUGAGUAUGUUUCUGUUGAUGUAGUUCUUGUGCAGCUGCACUUGGCUGCUACUGAACCUUUCGAAAAACACGAUUUGUUGAGUAAAAUGGUCAAUUUCAUUUCCCAUUUUAGAAAUUCAGUUGUUCCUGACAGUGAGCUCUUGCAGAAGCUUGAGGAUUCUGGGGACGAAGGUGCGGUUGGCAAGCCGAAGGAAGGUUCUACAGGAUCAGAUCCUGCUGAAAUGGCUGACCCAGAAGCAGUAAAAAAUGCUUGUUGCUCGGACAUGUUCAUCAGUGCCCCUGAGCGGAAAGUUUCCUCGAGUGGUGUCAAGAUGGCGGUAGUAGAUGGAGUUUCGGGUUGUUCACAAGAGACAGACUCGACAGUCUCCUGCCCUCGGAAGCUCAUCCAAUCUGACAAUGGUGCAUCGGAACAGGAAGAUUCGCCUACAGCUUUAACACUGAAAUUCAGCGACUUGGAUUCGAUUCCAUCAGAAGCUAAGCUAAACAAGAUAUUCAGCCACUUUGGUUCUUUAAAGGAAUCAGAGACUGAAGUAUUAACCAAAAAAAGCUGUGCUAGAGUAGUGUUUAAGAGACGUUCGGAUGCUGAAACAGCAUUCAGUAGUUCAGGAAAGUUCGAAAUAUUCGGACCUUCACUCGUUUGUUAUCGGCUUAAUGAUGCUACAUCGCCACAUAAAUCCGCGUCUGUUGAACCAAAACGUCGAAAGAAACUAAACUUUCAGUAAUCUGGUUGUAAACUUGUACAUAAAUAUGCUAAUAGAGUACAUCUUUUUUCUGUUGGUUUCUUUGAUUGCUCUAGAAAUGGAAAAAUUAAGAUCUAGUUCGGUAGAAAACAUCAGUUUAAUGGAAUGUUAAGAUUUUGGGUUUUUAUGUUGCAUAUCUAUUGUGUCUUUUGUUUUCAUUGUUGGUCUUUCUCGAGCCGAGACUUUCAGUAGCUCAUCUUUCGCAUCUCCUUUGUUAGGGUAUUGUUUACUGAUUUUUCGUCCCUCUUCAGACAGUAACUAUAUGUUUUAUGAGCGGGAUAUACCGAAUAUGAUGAUGAUUUAUAACACCCUUAGAAUCAUUUCGGGUUUAUUAUGCGCCCAAUUUGCAUAUUGAUUAGAUCCGUCAUCGGAUAUCAUUUCCCUUUUGUUUCUGUGAACUAUGGAAAAUCCCUUGGUUAUCUCCGAACGUUUUAGAGUGCUAAACUUUGAAAUGCAAUUGACGUCUGAACU